This is a messenger RNA of Spirodela intermedia, 537 nucleotides long. The record is from the annotation of a GenBank genome assembly. NCBI's taxonomy places the organism in Eukaryota, Viridiplantae, Streptophyta, Magnoliopsida, Alismatales, Araceae.
AUGGCUGAGUCGUCGGCUCCGGGCCAGGGGCCUUCAAGCCCGGACGCGGGGGGUAGCCACGAGUACACCGGCGAGGGGAGCCCGCAGUCGAAUGUUCGGGAGCAGGAUCGGUUCCUCCCGAUCGCUAACAUCAGCAGGAUCAUGAAGAAGGCGCUCCCUGCGAACGCGAAAAUUGCCAAGGAUGCCAAGGAGACUGUCCAGGAGUGUGUUUCUGAGUUCAUCAGCUUCAUCACCAGCGAGUUAGAUCUGAUUUCCCCUUAUUUAUUUCGCUCGCCGCCAACGUUAGUCUAGGAUGGGAAAAAUUCACUUUUUUUUCUUGCACUUUGUUGUGUUGUCUGGAUUUAAUGGCGCAGGGCAAGCGACAAGUGUCAGAGAGAGAAGCGCAAGACGAUAAACGGGGACGAUCUACUUUGGGCCAUGGCCACGUUAGGGUUUGAGGAGUACAUUGAGCCACUUAAAAUCUACCUGCAGAAAUAUAGAGAGGCAUCUUCGAAUAAGCCUAUUAUUCGUCAUUUCCUACGUUUAUUACCUGUUUAG